GACUGGAGGAAACGAACACCCAUCUUUACCCGUGUUCCAAAAUUUGAGAUAUCCUUUGGAAUAAAGCAAAGAGUGUUUGCAAUGUUGUUUUCCCGGAGAGGUUACUUGGGAGCCCAGCAGUUUCCAUUCUUCUUUCUACUCCAUACAUUUUGGAAAGUGGGGAGCGGCCAGAUCCAUUAUUCGGUGGCGGAAGAAGCGAAACACGGUACGUUCGUGGGGCGCAUCACGCAGGACUUGGGUCUGGAGGUCGGGGAGCUGGUGUCUAGGAUGUUCCGGAUUGUGUCUAAGAGCCGCAGGGAUUACCUGGAGGUAAAUGUGCAGAACGGCAUUUUGUUUGUGAAUUCUCGGAUCGACCGUGAGGAGCUGUGCAGCCGCAGCCCUGUUUGUUGCAUCCAUUUAGAGGUGAUCGUGGACAAGCCUCUGCAAGUUUUUCAUGUGGAGGUGGAGAUCAAAGAUAUUAAUGAUAAUUCACCCGUAUUCCCAGUGAAGGAACAAAAACUGUUUCUUUACGAAUCCCGAUUGCCUGAUUCUUCCUUUCCUCUAGAGGGAGCCUCUGACUCGGAUAUUGGCUCUAACGCCUUACUUAGUUACAGGCUUAGCGCCAGUGAUUACUUCAUUCUAGAAAUACAGUCAAAGAAUGAUCAGAGUAAAUUGGUCGAACUGGUGCUUAAAAAACCACUAGAUAGGGAGGAAGUUCCUGAACAUCACUUAAUACUGUCAGCCACAGAUGGGGGCAAACCUGAACUCACGGGUACAGUACAGCUGCUCAUCACAGUCCUGGAUGUGAACGAUAAUGCCCCCAUUUUUGAACGAUCACAAUACGAAGUGAAGAUAAAAGAAAAUGCGGCUCCCGGAACCUUAGAUCAGACUGAACGCCUCCGAUGCAGACGAGGGCACCAAUCGGGAGAUUUUAUACUCUUUCAAUAGUCUCGCUUCUCCUGUGAAUAAAGAUAAGUUUCAUAUAAAUCCAGACA
Molecule: messenger RNA, 974 nt
Organism: Sarcophilus harrisii (Tasmanian devil)
Lineage: Eukaryota; Metazoa; Chordata; Mammalia; Dasyuromorphia; Dasyuridae
Product: protocadherin alpha-8-like
Biological process (GO): homophilic cell-cell adhesion
Cellular component (GO): plasma membrane
Molecular function (GO): calcium ion binding
Source: RefSeq, a predicted model, not a curated record